AUGUCUGGGUGUAAACGUUCCAUUCUUGUUGUUUUAUUAUUCAGUGCUUUAUCUAUAUGUAUUUAUUUCAAAUACGAAUUAUAUAGCACCGUUUAUCUAGAAUUUUUUAUACCAUUAUUCACAUCGUUUGGUGAUUCUUACGUUCAAGAUAUUACCAAAACUCGAAAACCAUUACAUAUUCCACGUGUUGUUGUAUCACUGUCAUCAUUCGGAUCGCGUGUAUUAAAUGUUGAAAAAGAUCCAGAUUCACUUAUCAUUACCAUUGAUGACGAUUGUACAUAUCAUCGUUCAAUGUUCGCUUAUCUUAUCGGCACUGUACUCAAUUUACCAUCAAAUUUAACUGCGGCAUUUCUAUGCGAAACAUAUAAUCCUCAAAGUAAAAUUUGGACUUGGCGAUCGACACGUGGAAAAUGUUAUGGUCUUUUAGCAGCAUUCAGCGGUGUAAUUUACCGUCGUCAAGAUAUAGACGAUACAAUCUUUGAUUAUACGGACGCACCGAGUUCAUGUUAUCUUCAUGACGAUGUUUAUAUAUCUGGACACUUGUAUCGAAAACAUAUUCGUUCUUACACGAUUGGUAGAGGUACGGGUUUGCUUGAUUUUGGCAUACCGUGGUCAAUGAAAUAUAAUGCUAGACGACCAAAUAUGACUAUUGGUGGACUGGAAAAUAUGAAAGAACUUAAACAUGAUUGUAUCAGAUAUUUCAAUUAUUUUAGAUAA
This is a messenger RNA of Didymodactylos carnosus, 717 nucleotides long. The record is from the annotation of a GenBank genome assembly. NCBI's taxonomy places the organism in Eukaryota, Metazoa, Rotifera, Eurotatoria, Philodinida, Philodinidae.